Molecule: messenger RNA, 1293 nt
Organism: Lodderomyces theae
Lineage: Eukaryota; Fungi; Ascomycota; Pichiomycetes; Serinales; Debaryomycetaceae
Exons: 2
Coding region: 1-1293 (430 amino acids)
Molecular function (GO): 3'-5'-RNA exonuclease activity
Source: RefSeq, a predicted model, not a curated record
AUGACUUGUUCAUAUAGAGCAUUUGAUGAAUAUGCUGAGAUUGAUAACAAUGUUCGAACACAAGUGACAGAAUCGCUUUCCAAAUUGUGGUUUAGAACUGGCCCAUUCAAGCUAAGCAUUUGCUUGUUAUUCUUCCUGGUGCUUAUGAUAUUGGUACCGAGAUCACUUCAUAUAACUAAAAUCAUAUCCUUCUCACCAGUGCGCAGCUUGUCAUACACAACAAUGAAUUUCAAUAAUUAUGACGCCAUGAAGUACCGCCAGUGGGUUGCUCUUGAUCGGGAUGAGCCGCCAGCGAAUGACUCGAGCAAACUAUCAAUAAUGACAUAUAAUCUUUUGUCAAGGCAUUAUAUAUGGAAGAACGUAUACGACAAGGUGGACAAAUUGCAUUUAGACUGGGAGCGGCACCGUUUCCCUUUAAUUAACAAGACAAUUGAGCAAUUUAGUUGUGAUAUUAUGUGCUUUCAAGAAAUGGAGUAUUACAUAUACAAGACAUUUUGGGGUGAACAGUUCCCCAGUUACAAGUACAAAAGUUUCUACAUUCAAAAGCAAUGUCCACUGAAUUUGAACUUUUUCAAGAAUGAAAAAUUGGAUGGAGUUGGUAUUUUUGUGAAUACGGAAAGAUUUGACGUCAUGGAGCAGCUAAAAAUCAACUACGGUGAAGAAGUUCUAAAGCAGCGAUCCAAAUACAAGUUGACUUCCGAUUGGCUCCAACGGGUCAUCGCUAGGAACACUGUGGCUUUGAUCCUUAAGCUCUAUGACAAACGCACUGACAAAAUAUACUAUGUGUCCAAUACGCAUUUAUAUUGGUCGCCGGAUUACAAUGACGUCAAGGUACUUCAAAUCAAGAUUUUAUUGAAUAAGCUACAGCAAUUUAGAAAGGAACAUGACUCGUCAAUUAUUCUCCUAGGUGAUUUAAACUCCAAUUUUGAUUCAGAUGUGGUCAAUUUGCUUUCUGGACGUACCAUUGAUACCUUAUCGUCGCCCACCUUCAAACAUCGGAAAUAUGGAGUCAAUAACCCAUUAAUUGACCCAGACGGACGAAUCAACAAUCCUUUUAAUCUACGCAACGUCUACCAGAGUCUACAUAGCUCGAAUAAUUUACCAUUUACGAGCUAUGUCACUCGUUUUGCUGAUGUUUUAGACCAUGUGUUUGUAAGUGAUGAUGUUUCGGUUGACAAGUUGUUGGGCCAGGUUGAUCCUGUUUACUGUAAUCUGGAUGAUGUUACCGGGUUCCCCAAUUCCCAAUUCCCCUCUGACCAUAUCCCGUUGGUGGUGGAGGUAUCACACAAAUGA